Messenger RNA from Medicago truncatula (barrel medic), 3324 nucleotides. Its product is annotated as receptor-like protein 7. The record is from RefSeq and is a predicted model, not a curated record. Gene Ontology annotation, molecular function: protein binding. The transcript has a single exon. The coding region runs from base 1 to 3324 and encodes 1107 amino acids. Lineage: Eukaryota; Viridiplantae; Streptophyta; Magnoliopsida; Fabales; Fabaceae.
AUGAGAGCACACAUAGUCUUUUUGCUUUUCUUUAUACCAUUCAGCUUAAUCAUUUCCAGCUCAAAUAAGUUUUUGGUCAAUGGCUACUGUCAUGGCCAUGAACAUUCUUUGUUGCUCCAAUUGAAAAACAGUCUGAUAUUCAACCCCACAAAAUCUUCAAAGCUAGUUCAUUGGAACCAAAGUGAUGAUGAUUGUUGCCAAUGGCACGGGGUGACAUGUAAACAGGGACAUGUUACAGUCCUUGAUCUUAGUCAAGAGUCUAUCUCCGGAGGACUUAAUGAUUCAAGUGCUCUUUUCAGCCUGCAAUAUCUGCAGAGUCUGAAUUUGGCUUUUAAUCACUUUCGUUCUGUGAUUCCGCAAGACUUGCAUAGGCUACAUAAUUUGAGGUAUUUAAACUUGUCUAAUGCCGGCUUUAAGGGACAGGUUCCGGAGGAAAUUUCUCACCUCAAAAGGUUGGUCAUUCUUGAUUUUUCUUCUAAAUUUAUUUCACUGCAGAACUUAAAACUUGAGAAGCCAAAUAUAGGAAUGCUUGUGCAAAACCUUACAGAUAUUACAGAAUUAUAUCUAGAUGGUGUUGCAAUAUCAGCUAGGGGAGAGGAAUGGGGUCAUCCUUUAUCUUUAUUGAAGGGGCUUCGUGUUUUGAGCAUGUCAUCAUGCAAUCUCUCUGGACCUAUUGAUUCUUCACUAGCUAAGCUUCAAUCACUUUCAAUUGUAAAAUUGAGCCAAAAUAAAUUGUUUACAACUGUGCCAGAUUGGUUCAGAAAUUUCUCCAAUUUAACCAUCCUACAACUCAGUAGUUGUACCUUGAAAGGUUUUUUCCCAAAAGAUAUCUUCCAAAUACACACAUUAAAAGUCCUUGACAUGUCAAACAAUCAAAACCUUUAUGGUUCUUUGCCAGAUUUCCCACCAUUCGCAUAUCUUCACUAUUUAAAUCUCAACAAUACAAAUUUCUUAGGACCACUUCCAAAUACUAUCUCCAAUCUGAAGCAGAUAUCAACCAUUGAUCUAUCUUACUGCAAAUUCAAUGGAACGAUUCCCAAUUCAAUGUCAGAACUCACCCAACUUGUUUAUUUAGACAUGUCUUCCAAUAACCUCACAGGUCCACUCCCUUCGUUCAAUAUGUCCAAGAACCUCACAUAUUUAUCCUUAUUUCUCAAUCAUUUGAGUGGGGAUUUACCAUCCAGCCAUUUCGAGGGUCUUAAAAAUCUUGUCAUCGUUGAUUUAGGGUUCAAUUAUUUCACAGGAAACAUUCCCUCCUCUCUAUUAAAGCUUCCAUACUUACGAGAACUUAUGCUUCCCUUUAAUCAACUCAGUGGUGUCUUGAGUGAAUUUGAUAAUGCAUCUCUUCCUGUAUUGGAGAUGCUUGAUUUGGGAAGCAAUAACUUACAAGGACAUGUUCCUUUCUCUCUCUUUAACCUUCGAACACUUCGUGUCUUUCAACUUUCUUCCAACAAGUUUAACGGCACAAUACAGUUGAAUGUCCUUCAAAGGCUACGGAAUUUAAAUGUACUAGGCUUAUCACAUAACAAUCUGUCAAUUGAUGUCAACUUCAGAGAUAAUCAUGAUUUGUCACCGUUUCCAGAGAUAAAAGACCUUAUGUUGGCUUCCUGCAAGUUAAAGGGAAUCCCAAGUUUUUUAAGAAACCAAUCCAAAUUACUAUUUCUUGACCUAUCUAGCAAUGGUAUUGAAGGGCCGAUACCUAACUGGAUUUGGAAACUUGAAUCUCUCCUUAGCUUGAAUCUUUCCAAGAAUUCUCUGACUAACUUUGAAGAAAGUAUUUGGAACUUGAGUUCUAACCUCUAUUUGGUUGAUCUUAGUUUUAACAAGUUGCAAGGGCCUAUUUCUUUCAUUCCAAAGUAUGCUUUUUAUUUGGACUACUCAAGCAACAAGUUGAGCUCUAUCAUACACCCAGACAUCGGAAACUAUCUCCCUGCAAUAAAUAUAUUGUUUCUUUCAAACAAUAGUUUUAAGGGAGAAAUAGACGAGUCCUUGUGUAAUGCUUCAAGCCUACGCUUGUUGGAUCUCUCCUACAACAACUUUGAUGGGAAGAUUCCUAAGUGUUUUGCAACCCUGAGUAGCAAACUGAGGAUGUUGAACUUUGGAGGUAACAAGCUUCAUGGUCAUAUCCCUGAUACUAUAUCUCCAAAUUCAUGUGCACUGAGAUAUUUGAAUCUAAAUGACAAUUUAUUGGACGGUAGCAUACCAAAAUCUUUGGUCAAUUGCAAUAAACUUCAAGUCUUAAACCUUGGAAAUAAUUUUUUAAGUGACAGAUUUCCAUGUUUCUUAAGCAAUAUUUCCAACCUGCGAAUCAUGAUUUUAAGGUCAAAUAAGAUGCAUGGAUCUAUUGGAUGCCCAAAUAGCACUGGUGAUUGGGAGAUGCUUCAUAUUGUUGAUCUAGCCUCCAAUAACUUCAACGGAACAAUACCAGUUGCCCUAUUAAAUAGUUGGAAGGCAAUGAUGCGUGAUGAAGGCGUUCUUAGGAAAGAAUUAGGCCAUUUGUUUUUUGACAUCGAUGAUAACUUCCAUCCUAUGAGUUUCAAGGCUUUGUUACCAGAUUUGGACAAACAUGUGUCAAUGAAUUUGAUUAAACUCCUUGCAAACAUGUCUCGCUCUAUUAUUGACCAGGAGUAUGCUAAAUUUAAAAUUCUUGCUCGUUAUCAGGAUACAAUUAUUAUUGUCAACAAAGGUCAGCAAAUGAAUGUUGUCAAAAUUCAAAGUACCUUCACUUACGUUGAUAUGUCAAGCAACUAUUUGGGGGGGCCAAUACCUGAUGUGUUGAUGCGAUUCAAAGCAUUGAAUGCUCUAAACUUGUCACAUAAUGCAUUAACGGGACAUAUACCAUCAUCAGUGGAGAAUUUAAAGCAUCUUGAGUCUAUGGACUUGUCAAACAACUCCUUGAAUGGAGAGAUUCCUCAAGGGCUUUCAAGUCUAUCUUUCCUAGCAUAUAUGAAUCUCUCGUUCAAUCACCUAGUUGGACGAAUUCCUUUGGGUACUCAAAUUCAAACAUUUGAUGUAGAUUCCUUUGCAGGGAAUGAAGGAUUGUGUGGACCUCCACUGACCAAGAUAUGUGAACCUCCACAACCAGCAUCUGAAACACCUCAUUCCCAGAAUGAGAGUUUCGUUGAAUGGAGUUUCAUAAGUAUUGAGUUGGGAUUUUUUUUUGGCUUUGGAGUUUUCAUCCUUCCUGUUUUUUGUUGGAAGAAAUUGAGGUUGUGGUAUUCCAAACACGUAGAUGAAAUGCUUUACAGGUUCAUCCCCCGGCUAGAUUUUGUGUAUGAACAACAUGAAGGGAAGAGAUACAAAACUCUAAAGUGGAUGUACUGA